UCUCCUUCUUCACUGGAUUUAAUCUGAUUCAAUGCCUAUGAAGGUAAAAAGUUCCUCCUCCACGGCUUUGAGAGGGAUUUGUUCUGUCACUUUUGAUGCCGCGGAUUGGUCGUGCGAACCCCAUGCUGCUGAAUCCUCCAGCCGCUCUGCCAGCCCCGAAGCUGUUGAAGACGCCACUGAACAUCAGAGGGAGCCAAAGCAAAGACAAAUAGAAGGAGAAACUCAAACCAGAUUUGUCGGAGAAGAGGAUGUUUGCAUUGAACAAGAGCGGCCGAGCCCUGAUGUGGCUGACAAAACACAUCUGAUGGGAGAAAAUGAUGAUGAUGAUGAGGCUGAUCAUGUUAAAGAAGAUGAGACACAAACAGAAGCAGAUCAAAAUACACAAGAAAUCCCAUGUGGUUCUGAUCUUCAUGUGGUCGAAGAAAAGGUAGAGAACACCUUGCUCGCUCAACAACAGACCACAAAAGAAAGUGAGACCAAGCCUGACGAUCCGUCAGGAAGACCUGGAUCAGUUGUGUCCUCCUCUGAGCCGGUGGCAGCAGCUAUGGGCGUUGAAACGAGUGAAACUAUGCAUAACGAGGGUGCUGCUGAACUAGAAGACCGAGAUGCAGAUGAUGAUGUGGGGGUCAGGGCAGAAAAGUCAGAAGAGGCUGACGAGCAGGUUGAGCUGAAAUAUGAAGCAGUUGACUCUACAAAGGAGGCAACAGAGGAAGAUAAUCCAGAACAUUCCCGCUCAUCAGAACCAGAUGUGGAUUCCAGCACAACACUGAGCAAACACCGGGGGUUUACACGUAGAAAAAGGGAUAAGCGUGUACAAAAACGAGAAAGCAGAUCUCUUAGAGACCUGAAGGUACUCCAGGCUUCUAUAGUCACCCAGCUGAAGUGAUAGUGCUGUGAUAGAUUUGUGCAGUAGAUGUAGCAGAGCAAAACUCAAAGC
Molecule: messenger RNA, 937 nt
Organism: Xiphias gladius (swordfish)
Lineage: Eukaryota; Metazoa; Chordata; Actinopteri; Istiophoriformes; Xiphiidae
Exons: 1
Coding region: 32-886 (284 amino acids)
Source: RefSeq, a predicted model, not a curated record